ACAUUAUCUGCAAGAAGAGUGAAACAAUGGUCAGAGGGAAGGUGCAAAUGCGACUAAUAGAGAACCCUGUCCACAGACAGGUAACCUUCUGUAAGCGCCGCGGGGGGCUCCUCAAGAAAGCCAGGGAACUCUCAGUACUUUGUGGUGCUGAUGUAGGUGUUAUCAUAUUCUCUUCUCAAGGAAAACUCCAUGAAUUAGCAACUAAUGGAACCAUGCACAACUUGGUUGAAAGGUACCAGCGCAAUGUGGCAGGCGGUCAAAUGGAAAGGGAUACUCUACAGAGGAAGCAGGUAGCAGAACAAGGGAUUUUCCUGUUAAGGGAAGAGAUAGGUCUACUACAAAGGGAUCUUAGGUCUACAUAUGAUGGAGGAGCAGGGGAAAUGACACUAGAUAAACUGCAAGCACUAGAGAAAGGUCUUGAAUUAUGGAUGUACCAGACACGCACAACAAAGAUGCAGAUGAUGCAACAAGAGAUUCAAUUUCUUAAACAUAAGGAAGGCAUACUGAAAGCAGCAAAUGAAACGCUUCAAGAGAAGGUGAAAGAACAGCACAAACUAUACAUAUCUUUGUUGGAUCUCCAUAGUCAACAAUCAACACAAUCAGUUACCUACGGAAACUGCUUUUUCUCAAUCUAGUAGUGCAUGUUCGGGUGUACCUACAGACAUGUUUAUCAUUCGAAGAGUGCAUGUUGUAUUAGCACAUAUGAAUUGAGUGUAGUGUGUUCUCAUGGACCUUCCAACUUAAUGUGUUUGACAGAACUACCGCUGCAAUCUAUGCAUAUGGUAAAGUUUCAUUUGUGCCAUAAUAGUGUGCAACAGUAUAGCCAGAGUCUGACAGACGCCAGAAUGAAAU
Messenger RNA from Oryza brachyantha (malo sina), 852 nucleotides. Its product is annotated as MADS-box transcription factor 33. Gene Ontology annotation, molecular function: DNA-binding transcription factor activity, RNA polymerase II-specific; RNA polymerase II cis-regulatory region sequence-specific DNA binding; protein dimerization activity. The transcript is spliced from 7 exons. Gene Ontology annotation, biological process: positive regulation of transcription by RNA polymerase II. Bases 27 to 635 code for a protein of 202 amino acids. The record is from RefSeq and is a predicted model, not a curated record. Gene Ontology annotation, cellular component: nucleus. Lineage: Eukaryota; Viridiplantae; Streptophyta; Magnoliopsida; Poales; Poaceae.